AUGGGUUCAAUCCUUGAAAGCUCCACCAUAGAAAAUGAAGAAAUAGAAACCCAAUACCUUCAGAAAGGAGUGAGACACUUGUGUGAAAGAGGGCUGACCAGAGUUCCAAGCAAGUACAUAUUGCCCAUCAACGAACGACCCAACUUGGGAGACACAAGGGUUAAUGCGGGCAACCUUAACCUCAAGCUGCCAGUUAUUGAUUUCACUCAGUUUCAAGGCUCAGAUAGAUGCCAAGCAAUACAUUCCCUCGAAAAAGCUUGCCGAGAAUUCGGAUUUUUUCAGUUGAUAAACCAUGGUAUCAAAGAUGAUGUUAUUCUUCGAAUGGUGAAUGUAAGUAGAAGAUUUUUCGAGCUCCCUUUCGACGAGAGAGCAAAGUACAUGUCAAAGGACAUGGCUUCCCCGGCUAGGUAUGGAACAAGCUUUAACCAGAGCAAUGACAAAGUGUUCUGCUGGAGAGACUUUCUGAAACUUAGCUGCCAACCUUUAGAAGACACGGUGCCUUGUUGGCCUUCCUCUCCUGAGGACUUAAGGGAGGCAGUCGUGAACUACUCGAAGAGCACUAAUUUUUUGUAUCUAAUGCUAAUGGAGGCCAUCUUGGAAAGCCUAGGAUUGGAGGAAACAACAGAAAGUGCUGAAAGAAAAAGCAGAAGCAUAGAGGAAUUUGAAGAUGGAAGCCAACUCAUUGUGGCGAAUUGCUACCCUGCAUGCCCUGAGCCAGAUUUAACACUAGGAAUGCCACCCCAUUCCGAUUAUGGCCUCCUCACUCUUCUCCUUCAAGAUGAAGUCGAGGGCCUUCAAAUACAACAUGAGGGCAGAUGGGUAACUGUGGAACCACUUCCAAAUUCAUUCGUUGUCAAUGUUGGUGAUCAUCUUGAGAUAUUCAGCAAUGGGAGAUACAAGAGCGUGCUCCACAGGGUUCUCGUCAACUCCUGCAAGUCUCGCAUCUCUGUGGCCUCAUUGCACAGCCUGCCAUUCAACAGCAUGGUUCGACCAUCGCCAAAACUCAUUGACCAAGCUAACCCUCUACGUUACAAGGACACAGACUUUGCCACUUUCCUUCGCUUUGUUUCUUCUCAUGAUAUGAACGCCAAGACUUUCUUAGAAUCCAGGAAAUUGACUUCAUGA
This is a messenger RNA of Prunus dulcis (almond), 1125 nucleotides long. Its product is annotated as protein DMR6-LIKE OXYGENASE 2-like. The coding region runs from base 1 to 1125 and encodes 374 amino acids. The transcript has 4 exons. The record is from RefSeq and is a predicted model, not a curated record. Lineage: Eukaryota; Viridiplantae; Streptophyta; Magnoliopsida; Rosales; Rosaceae.